AUGGCGAAACUUGAAAUUACAGAUAUAACCUUGGUUUCUUCUCCCUCGCACCUAACUAGCGACCAAACUCUCUCCCUCUCUCAUCUCGAUAACGAUAACAACCUCCACGUCAGCUUCCGUUACCUCCGCGUCUACUCCUCCUCCGCGGCCAUUGCCGGAAAAACCCCUUCCGCCGUCGUCUCCGCCUCCCUCGCCACCGCACUUAACCACUAUUACCCUCUCGCCGGCUCACUCCGCCGUUCCAACUCCGAUAACCGCUUCGAGCUAUACUGUACCGCCGGUCAAACCGUCCCUCUAGUCAACGCUUCCGUUAACUGCACGCUCGAAUCCGUCGGAUAUUUCGAUGGACCCGACCCGGGAUUCGUCGAGAGAUUGGUACCUGAUCCGACCCGAGAAGAAGGAAUGGUUAAUCCAUGUAUCCUCCAAGUCACGACGUUUCAGUGCGGUGGUUGGGUUCUAGGAGCGGCGAUUCACCACGCGGUUUGCGACGGUUUAGGUGCGAGUCUGUUCUUUAACGCCAUGGCGGAAUUAGCUCGUGGAGCGACUAAGAUCUCGAUCGAACCGGUUUGGGACAGAGAACGUCUACUUAGUCCAAGAGAAAAGCCUUGGGUUGGAGCUCCGGUUCGUGACUUCUUGACCUUGGACAAGAACUUUGAUCCGUAUGGGCAGAACAUUGGAACCGUUGCUAGAGACUGUUUCUUCGUGACCGAUGAGUCUUUGGAUCGGUUCAAGGCUUAUUUACUCGAGAAAUCGGGUCUGAAUUUCACUACAUUUGAAGCUCUUGGUGCUUACAUUUGGCGUGCAAAGGUGAGAGCUGCAAAGAUUGGUGAAGAAGAGAAUGUGAAGUAUGUGUAUUCGAUAAAUAUAAGGAGAUUGAUGAAUCCACCUUUGCCUAAAGGGUAUUGGGGAAAUGGAUGUGUGCCAAUGUAUGCUCAGCUCAAAGCUGGAGAACUCAUAGAGCAACCAAUCUGGAAAACCGUAGAGCUUAUAAAACAGAGUAAAUCCAAUGCGAGUGACGAAUACGUACGCUCCUUUAUCGACUUCCAAGAGCUGCACCACAAAGAUGGAAUCAAUGCCGGUACAGGAGUGACUGGAUUCACGGACUGGCGAUACUUGGGGCAUUCGACUAUUGAUUUCGGAUGGGGAGGACCUGUGACGGUUUUGCCUUUAUCAAACAACUUGCUUGGAAGCAUGGAACCAUGUUUUUUCUUGCCAUAUUCGACUGAUUCUGCAGCUGGAAGCAAGAAGGACAGUGGGUUUAAGGUUUUGGUGAAUCUACGCGAAUCUGCAAUGACUGAGUUUAAGGAGGCCAUGGUAAAGUUCUACAAGGGUGAAUAUGAUCUGUCUUGA
Molecule: messenger RNA, 1350 nt
Organism: Arabis nemorensis
Lineage: Eukaryota; Viridiplantae; Streptophyta; Magnoliopsida; Brassicales; Brassicaceae
Source: the annotation of a GenBank genome assembly